Megachile rotundata (alfalfa leafcutting bee) is the source of this 2783-nucleotide messenger RNA. RefSeq names its product caveolin-3-like. NCBI's taxonomy places the organism in Eukaryota, Metazoa, Arthropoda, Insecta, Hymenoptera, Megachilidae. The record is from RefSeq and is a predicted model, not a curated record.
UUGGGGAUGUGGAGAUAAUGGUAUGUGGAUUUGGGGAUGUAGAGAUCACGGUAUGUGGAUUUGGAGACUUUAGAGUGUACAAAAAAUGCAAGUCUAGGAACAUAUCCACGUCCCUAAGACAUAGCUAUCUGCAAAUGUAGCAAUCCAGGAAUCUAGAACCGUACUUACACACCUACAGCCCUAAGAUACAGACCUAUCUCCCUAAUCUGCCUAUAGCAAUCUACCUAUCCAUAAACGCACUCAUCCACAUCUACACCCCAAACUGCACAAAUUCGUAAAUCCAAAAAUUUGAGAACACGCAUCAGCAAAUAACAAACACACUGUAUUACACUGUACAUCACACUGUAGAUUGUAUGUACCAUUAAGGGUUAAUAAAGGAAACAGUAUAUUUUUCUUUCCCUUAAUGUCAGCCGAAGGGAGUCAAAUUCGAUAAUCCAACACGAUCGCAAAGAGAAAGGGAGACCCAAAUAGUAAGAUUAAUUUUGUCCCGAGAUUAGAGGGGUGGUUUCAGCUCCUCAAGGCACGUAAACGAGGGUGCUACAGCUUUAUGGGACCCCGUGGAACAAGGUUGAAACGUGACUCAGCAACUGAGGAUGACGUAAGAAAAUAGGGAAGUGUAAGAGGGCAGAGAACCCUAAUCUCUUUCUAUUUCGAGCUGUGCACCUAUUAGGUACACCCUUAAAAUCAGUUCCACCCUUAGGACAUGGAAAAGAAAUUGAACUAUUAAGAAGCUAUGCAAUUUAUGGUUCAAAAUGUUUAAGGAACCGUACAGCAAAUAUUUGGAGUUUGGAAUAUUGCAAAAUUUGCACGGAUAAUUUCGCUAUUAAAGAAAAUGGAAGUUUGGUAAUGGAACUCCUUGAUAACUCACGGAACACAGCACUGAAUGCCCAUAUCGCUAAUUAUAAUCGAAAGCAUCGCGUCGCGACGCCCAUUCACGCUGUCAUUGACAGACGCCACCGCUUUGUCUAGCGUUUCGACGUCGAUUCGCGUGACAGAUUGAGGAUCGAUGCGACAAUAGGUCUUGCAUCGUAUAUUUCCAUUGUCUCGUUAAUCUGUCUCGUUAAUUCCAUUGUACCUGCUCUCGAACGGUGAUUUCUUCCGCGAUUCACGACUCGGUUUUAACAGCAGAGAAUCGUACGUUGCUCGGUGUAUUUACCGCUUUACUAUCGACUUGUCAUUACCAUUGUAAUUACUGUAUCGUUUUAAAAAGUACGUCUACUAAUACAGUCAGCCAGUUGCUACAAAUAAAUUCAGUUUACAAAUAUUUAUACAUUAUGUAUUUUAUCUUCUGUUAUAAAAUUUCUUUUUGUUUAAAGAUUCUUUCGAUACCUUGAAUUUCAAAGUUCUUAAUUGAUAUGGAUAGAUAUGUGAUACAGCUACACUUAUUUCUGUACGGUAGUCAAAUAUCGUAUUAUUACACAGUGGUUAAUUUGAAGAACUACCGUCCUAAUGAUAUUUGCAGGCGGUUUACUUUAAGUAUCACUGGCGCCACCUGGUGGUAAGUCCACGAAUUAAAGUGGCAGGUCGUUAUUUAUUCUUGAAAUGAGGGAUGUCAAUGCCUUGCUAGCUUAGUUAAAGUGUUUUGCCAUCAUAAUUCCAAUAGAAUAUGGUGAUACUAGUUUAUUUGUGGCAUUAAAUCGAUUAUUGAAGAGGAUGCACUUUGUGGGCAAAUAAACGCUAGAGGCACCUAGCGGUAGACUGUCGAACUAACAGAACUACCCCUCCCUUCUAGCAAUAUUUGACUUCUUCAAUUCAUCAAAGCUUAAUUUGUAAGAGACUUUACAACAUAAACGACAUAAAGCCUCAACUCCUAUAAAAAAUGUAGGGUUAAGUCCUGCUUUAAAAGAGCCUCCUUCAGAAUUUUGUGGAGAUCCACAUACACCCAUAUACCUUUACAAAUUAUCCAAAGUAACAGAGUUAAAAUUCAAAAUACUUGAACCCGUCCGCUACAAAGAGUCUGCCCAACAAGAUCAUAUACCUCCCUAAGUUCAUAUACUCCCUAAGUUCAUCCCCAACAAACUUCGAUCGAACCCAGUUCGAUCGUUCAUUAAAGUCUCGUGCCAUUCACUUUCAUUUAGUCGGGGUGGAUGGACGAUGUGUCGUGCGACGGGGUGGCUAAGGGUGUCCGAACAGGGUUGCGCAGCCGCGGUGACCGUUGUCCAGGUAGAUCGCGGAUUAUCCUUCGCUUGGUCGCAAGUAGUUGUGAGAAGUCGAAGUCUAAGGAGUUGUGGUCGUCGUUGAAACUGGUCGAAACAAUAGGCAAAAUACGGGGUUCACGAGUCGCUAACGGGGAGUACAGGAUGGAGAAGCCCGAGUCCUCCAUGGGCGAGGAGAGCAACGUCGAGCUCGAGGACAGGGAUCCCAACAGCCUCAACACCCACCUGCAGGUGAUGUGGGAUGACGUGAUCGGAGAACCGGAAGGAAUACGGAGUCCCGAGUGCGCGUGGCGUCUGAGCGGACACUGCUUCAGAUUGUCGAGAAGUUGUUGUUACGUCUUGCUUUCCGUUCUCGUCGCCCCGUUGCUCGCCCUUUGUUUCGGUUUCACCUUUGCCUGCCUCGCGUUUCAGCACAUAUGGUGUCUAGCGCCCUGCCUACGUGUUUGGAAGAUCACGUUCGCUGCUGCGAGGAACUUCUUCACCACGGUGACACAAGCCAUCAUACGACCAGUCAUGGACUCCCUUGGCUACCUGUUCCACAACAUCCGCGUAAUGAAUCAGAAACUACCUGAAGGUCCUGCAGAGAAGGACGACAUCCUCGUGGUGUAGACUCCACAAUCUAUUAAU